AUGGAAGCCUUAAACCAUUUCUCUUAUGUGACUGGGCUGAGUGCAAACUCUGAAAAAUCAAGUUUGUACAUGGCUGUUAUGGAUGAUGAUGCCAAGGCUAACCUAUUGAGUAAAACUGGGUUCAGUGAGGGGAGAUUCCCUAUGAAGUACCUAGGGUUACCUCUAUCACCAAAGAAGUGGAGUAAAUUGGAUUGCCACCAGUUACGUGUGAAGGUCACUGAGAAAAUCAGAGCUGUAUCAUCUAGGCAUCUAUCAUAUGUUGGUAAGUUGCAGGUUAUAAAUGCCAUCUUGUUUUCAUUACACAAUUUCUGGGGUGCUAUGUUCAUUUUACCUGAGAGUAUAUUGAAGGACGUGGAUAAAAAAUGUAGAGAAUUCCUACGGGGUAGCAAUGAGGAAACAAAGAAGGUGUCCUUGGUUGCUUGGGAAAAACUGUGCAAACCAAAGAAGGAAGGUGGAUUAAACAUCAGAAGCUGCAGGAAAUGGAAUUUGGCCUUGGUGGGUAAAUUAAUUUGGAUGCUGAUAACUAACAAGGAAGUCCUGUGGGUCAGGUGGGUGCAUGGGAUAUAUAUGAAACCUGAUGAGGAGUUUUGGAGCCAUGUUCCAUCUGGUAACUGUAGCUGGUACUGGAGGAAUAUUCACAAAGUAAAACUAGGAAUGCAGCAAUGGUACAGCACAGAUAGAUAUGUCCUUACUACUAGUGGAGUUUACUCUGUCUCACAAAGUUAUCUAUCACUGAUUGAACAUCGAGAAAUAAAGGACUGUCAUGAGCUUAUCUGGAGCAAAAUGUUAUCGCCUAAGCAUAGAUUUAUUCUAUGGCUAGCAGCUCAAAAUAGGCUCUUGACAAAAGACAGGAUGCUUGGCAUGGGAAUAGAAUGUGAGAUUGCAGACUGUGUAUUAUGUGAUAAAGAAGAAUUGGAGAAUCCACAACACUUAUUUGUUGAAUGUGUAUGGUCACAAGCAGUAUGGAAUGAACUUAUGCAAUGGCUGGGACUAGCAGUACCACAACAAGAUUUAAAAAGACCAUUGAGGUGGGUCAAGAAGAAGAAAUGGUGCAGAAUGAUGAAGGAAGUCUUGGUUGCUGUGCAUGGAGCAGUGAUCUACUUCACCUGGCAAGCCAGAAAUGGAAGAAUUUUCAGGAAACGUAAUGAGAGCCCAAGUGUUACAGUACAGCAGAUAAAAUUUAUAGUCAAGGAAAGGAUAGGAAUGUUUAUAGGGUCAAAAUAA
This is a messenger RNA of Lycium ferocissimum, 1224 nucleotides long. RefSeq lists its product as uncharacterized. The record is from RefSeq and is a predicted model, not a curated record. Lineage: Eukaryota; Viridiplantae; Streptophyta; Magnoliopsida; Solanales; Solanaceae. The coding region runs from base 1 to 1224 and encodes 407 amino acids. The transcript has a single exon.